AGCUAGCGCUAACUAGUUUAAACUAUCCUUAGCGCUAUUUACGCAAUGCCAAGUAUCAUAAGCCACAAGCAGCAAUGUACAUAGUAGUGGGCGGUGAGUGGACUAUAACGCCGGGAUUGCUGAGCACGGGUCUAGCGCAUGAUAUGGCCGUAGAAAAUGCUGGCAUGUUGUACUACACCGAACAUCGCUACUACGGCGAGAGCUGGCCGCAUGGUGCGCAGAGCUUGCAAUUGCAGCAGCUGCAGCAUUUAAGUCUGCGACAAGCUUUGGCGGACUUGGCGCACUUUAUACGCUACCAAAAGGCGCAGCACAGCGAGCUGCAGCACUCCAAGGUUAUAUUAAUUGGUGGCUCAUACGCUGGCAGCAUGGCCAGCUGGAUGACGCAGCUUUAUCCAGAACUUAUUAGCGCCAGCUGGGCCAGCAGUGCGCCACUGCUAGCCAAGGCAGACUUUUAUGAAUACAUGCAAUUGGCUAACGAGUCCAUACAGCUGCUGUAUGGCGCCAACUGCACGCAGCGCAUAGAGCUGGGCUUGCAGCAUUUGGUGGCACUGUUCGAAGCUAAUGAAACGAAAACGUUGCUGCAGCAGCUGAACGCCUGUUCCAACUUUAGGCCAAGCAGUGAGCUAGAUCGUUUGACUUUCUUUGCUGGCAUUAACAAUUACUUUGCGCUGCUGGUGCAAAGCUACAGUCAUUAUAUACCAAGUCUCUGUGAAACGUUGCUAACGCUGCCUGUGGAGCCGCAGCAAUCGUUGCUCGCCUUGCUUGAGCUGCUCUAUGCUGCUGAUUAUCACUGUCAGGACUUUAGCUACGAUUCUAUGCUGCAGCUGUUUAGCGCUGCGUCGGAGCCGACUACGGGCACACGCGCUUGGUUCUACCAAACGUGCAACGAAUUUGGCUGGUACACCAUUACGCAGUCUGCUGCCAACGGCAACGUUAGCUUUGGCAAUCAGCUACCUUUGUGGUACUUUGAGCGUCUCUGUCGCGAUGCAUUUGGCGCUGGCCAAACACCGACGCUGUUGGCCGCCAGCAUAGCGCAGCUGAAUGCACAAUUUUGCGGGCAUGGCUUCGACCAGAGUGUGCGCUAUCGUCAGCUGCUGUUCACGCAUGGCCAGCUGGAUCCAUGGCGUACGCUGGGAAAGCAGCUGGGCCGCCAGGCAUUGGUUAUACCCGGCUAUUCACACUGCGAGGACCUGGCCAGCAUCAAUGUGCGAGACAGUGUGGCUAUGAAUCUGGCCAAGCUGCGUGUCAUGUCCUUUUUGCGUGGACGCAUACAGCCAGAUAAAUGA
Molecule: messenger RNA, 1286 nt
Organism: Drosophila busckii
Lineage: Eukaryota; Metazoa; Arthropoda; Insecta; Diptera; Drosophilidae
Product: putative serine protease K12H4.7
Exons: 6
Coding region: 75-1286 (403 amino acids)
Biological process (GO): proteolysis
Molecular function (GO): dipeptidyl-peptidase activity; serine-type exopeptidase activity
Source: RefSeq, a predicted model, not a curated record